Coregonus clupeaformis (lake whitefish) is the source of this 3984-nucleotide messenger RNA. RefSeq names its product transcription factor E3. The record is from RefSeq and is a predicted model, not a curated record. Gene Ontology annotation, cellular component: nucleus. Gene Ontology annotation, biological process: regulation of transcription by RNA polymerase II. NCBI's taxonomy places the organism in Eukaryota, Metazoa, Chordata, Actinopteri, Salmoniformes, Salmonidae. The coding region runs from base 702 to 2045 and encodes 447 amino acids. Gene Ontology annotation, molecular function: protein dimerization activity; RNA polymerase II cis-regulatory region sequence-specific DNA binding; DNA-binding transcription factor activity, RNA polymerase II-specific. The transcript is spliced from 9 exons.
GACUUGCCUAGUUAAAUAAAGGUAAAAUAAAGGUAAAAUAAAAAAUAAAAAAAAUCCAUGCGAUGUAAUAUCUGGCAGGCGUCAGCAACGCCUGGGCACAAGAAGAUCUUUACAUAACGACAGUCUUCAUUAUUUUGUAACCUUAGCUAGCUAACGUUGUUAUUGCCUAGCUGGCCAGCUAUCAUGUCAGUAGGAAAUGAGUUUUAAAAAACAGUGAAAUAUAGAGGUUCUAACGUUAAUCAGUCACUGCAAGUGAUUUUCAAUACGGAUUGUUAAAUUCUUGAACUGGAAUCAAACUAGUUCAUUCAUUGAAGGUAACGGUAUAUCCUAUGUCUGCCGGCUGAGCGCUCCGACUGUGCCCCGAAGCUCUGUCUAAACGCAAAUACGCCUCGUACGCGAAACAGUUUUGGAAAAAUAUGAACCUAACUUUCAUAUCAGUUAAAAAUAUUUUUCAAAAAACAUAAGGUUAAAUUGCUACACACUUUUUUAGGGUUAGGGUUCCCACACGGCCAUAUUUCCAUGUUACAUCGCUUGUUUACGGAAAAGUCGGCGACUACCUGUGUUAAUUAGCUAUCUUCAUCUCUGAACACCUGUGUGCAACGGAAGAAGGAUGCCACAAACAUGUUGUAACUGGAAAAUAUUGUCGACUGUAACUGUGUCAAAACCGGAAAAAGUGUAAAUCUGCAACCCAACUCUGAGCCAUGUCGUCACGAGUGCUGCUUCGGCAGCAGCUGAUGCGGGAACAAGCCCAGGAGCAAGAGAGACGGGAGGCCCAGGAGCAGGCCUCUGUGGCUCAGCUCAGGGCAACUGACUCCACCCCUGCUAUCGCUGUCACUCUGCCCCCAAUAGCUGCUCGCCCUCCGCCUGCACAGGUGCCCGUGGAGGUUUUGAAGGUGCAGACCCAUCUGGAGAACCCCACCAAGUUUCACAUCCAGCAGUCUCAGAGGCAGCAGGUGAAGCAGUAUCUCUCCACCACCCUCUGCAAUAAGGUGGCAACUCAGACCCUGGGUGUGUCUCCUCUGGCCCUGUCUAGCUCUGCCCCUGAGAUGGCUCCCACAGCCCACAGUGCUCCCAACAGCUCCAUGGCUUUACUCAACCUGGGAUCCAACAAAAAUGAGAUAGAUGGCGUAAUUGACGACAUCAUCAGCCUUGAAUCAAGUUUCAGUGAUGAGUUCAUGACAUUAAUUGAAUUGGGUCUACAGCUGCCUAGUACGCUCCCCGGGAACCUUCUGGAAGUUCACCAUAGUCCUGGAAUGGCAGCACCUACCCUCACUGUCAGCAACUCCUGCCCUGCGGAUCUAACCAAUAUUAAAAGGGAAUACUCUGAUGCAGAUACCAAAGCGCUGGUGAAAGAGAGACAGAAGAAAGACAACCAUAACCUCAUUGAGAGGAAGCGGAGGUUUAACAUCAAUGACCGCAUAACGGAGCUGGGGUCCAUAAUACCCAAGUCAAGUGACUCGGAGAUGCGCUGGAAUAAGGGCACCAUUCUAAAGGCCUCAGUGGACUACAUCAGGAAGCUGCAGAAGGAGCAGCAGAGAGCCAAGGAGGUAGAGAUGCGUCAGAAGAAGCUGGAACAUGCUAACCACAGCUUGAUGCUGCGCAUCCAGGAGUUGGAGGUGCAGGCUCAGCUUCAUGGACUCUCUGGUCUGAGUUCAGACCUCUCCCUCCUCCAGCAGCAGCACCUUCAGCAGGGACGUCAUACACUAGGGCCCAGUGCUGGAAAGGCCUGCUCCCAAACCUUUCUCAGCCUGGGUUCAGCAGCCAUGGCACAGCCUGUCCCUACCUCCUUCCUCUCUCCACCGUCCUCUGACUCCCCUGUGGGUGUGACCAUAGACAGCCCCCUAGAUCUGGGCAGUCUGAGCUUCGCAGAGCUGGAUGACCCCUCCAAUGCUGGGCUGUUCCCAGACGUGGGGUUGGGGGACAUCCUCAUGGACGAGGGGUGCACACUGUCCCCUGAGAGGGUGGACCUACUGUUUUUUGUGUCACCAGGUGCCUCAAAGACCAGCAGUCGUAGGAGCAGCUUCAGCAUGGAGGAGGACUUGUAAAAGGGUCAUAUUGGGGUCAAGCUGGUCGAUAGAGACAAGAGAUUUGGGGAAUGAAAGGGCUGGGGAAGGAGGAGGAGCCCAGGAAAAUAAGAGCCCCCAGAGUUAGAACACUGCAUAUGGCACUGGACUCUGCUUUAAAACAAAGCCAAUUGUUUAACUAAACAGGACUUUGAUCUGAAUCAUGCAUCAGUAUAAAAUAAAUGACAAUCCUUUCCUCUCUUACCAAGUUAAUAUUGGUUCCUAAACGUAGAAAAAUAAAACAAACUUUUCAGUACAUUGUCAAUAGUAAUGCAAUUAUUUUCAAAUGGAACAUAGUAGAAUUAGGAUUUGGAUAUGGACAAUGGACAUUGAUUUUUGCAAGCCUCAACUCAACCAAGAGUUCCCUGCAGAGAAAUGAAAGAGGAAAUAGUGGUGGUUUAGUCAAGUAUAUUAUUGCUCCUUGUAGAGCAUGCACUUUGCAACUUUUGUGGGAAGAAAGCAGUGAGGUUCUUGUGUCUUGGCAUGAACUACAUAAUGGGUGCUCUAUUGAAUUUAGAUAUUUUUUAACUGACUUGAAUCAGGAUUUGUUAGCUUAAAGUGUGCCAGUGUAUGCCUGUUUUUACACAUCUCAGAAGGUUUGUCUAACAAAAAGUAUUAUUUAUUAAAUAUAUGGCACAUUGUGUUUGUGAUAUAAAAAAACAUUUGAUGACCAGUAAAAACAAAAAAAUCUAGAUUUACUGUAUUUACUGUAUUUACUUUCAAAACAUGUUUGUUGCACCUUUUCCUGUUGUCUAUGCAUUUAUUAAAGCUUUUGUCCGUUGAAUGGCUGUACAGCCGGUCAGUAACAUAACAAGAGAAGGAGAGAAGUAAAGGCUAGUGCAGCUAGUCAGCCAAAGCAGGCCACCUUUCACAGAACGGUCAUAUAUUUAAGUCAUUAUACAGGUGUGUUAUAUAUUUGUUAUAUAAUAAAUGGAAGUAUAGCUUUAACGUAUGUCAAUCUCUGGAACACUGCAUGCAACAUGUGUGUUUGUGUUGCAAAAACAUGUACUGGGUUGUGUGUAGUCGUCUAUUUCUGAGACAGUCAUAUGGUCAUUUGUGAUGAUAUGAUAGUAAUAAGAUUAAUAUAGCUAUUUUCCAAGGCCUCUUAACUCUAAACAUACAGUUAAAAUGUAUCCUUAAUCCGCUACUUUUUCCUGAGUCAUCUAAUCUGAAAAGGAGUAUGGUGAUGGGACUGUAACAUUCCCCAUGAUUUUCCCAGAGAUUGAAAUCUGUAUAUGGUUAUUGUGUAUCACUGCUCUAGCCCCCAUAGUCUUUCUUUCAUUUGUAUUGACAAGCUUUUCAAAGAAAAGUACAUUCAUUACCUGUAUAUGUUUAGGGAUCUGUUUCCACAUCUGGAACUCUGUUUUGCUAUGUAUUGCCAUUGAUGCUUCCCAGAUGCUUCUCACUGUUGAAACAAUUGUGCCUUUCCUCCAUGUCAAUGAAGAUACCUGCACAGUGUACUCUCCUAACACAGGCUUUUAUACAGUAAAACACUAUGAAGAUGAAAAUGUUUGAGACAUGAACUCGAAAAACAAUGCAAUAUCUGUCUGUCUGAUUAUCUGUUUCUAAUGCACAUUGUAGUGUUUGUUUGUGUCAAUUAAUCCCUUAAAGGAUGUGUUGCCAACUGGCGGUUUGACACAAAUACAAUUUUAUUAAUUAAUUGUCUGAUUUGAUAUGAGAUCCUCUAAUUUGAAUCAUUUAGAAAAAUAUAUUUUUGCUGUUCUGAUUUUCAGUAAUGGUUCUGCUUUUACUGGAAUGCAAACCUCUAACAGCCUUAAAGGGAAUAUAUUGUUGUUGGCCACUUUUAAUUAUAUUUGAAUGUGUAUGGAAUUACUUGCUUUUUCUAUACUCCGAUAAGCAACCUGUCUAAAUCUACACUAUUGUCUGGUGUGUUUGUUUAUUUUAAACUAAAUAAAAAUCU